AUGUCGUCGGAAUCACCCAACAAAGACACUGCCGCAGAUGAAACAACAUACGGUGACACAACCGGUAAAGCUGGUACUGCACAACAUGGUGGAUCAGGUGGUGCUGGUGCUCCUAACAUUACCGGCACUCACGGAGCACCAUCAGGCGGUGGAACAACAACAACACACCCUACGGACAAUCCCAAUCAUGGUGCAAAAUCCGAACAUAGCGCUAGUUCGAAUAGUUAA
Molecule: messenger RNA, 228 nt
Organism: Adineta ricciae
Lineage: Eukaryota; Metazoa; Rotifera; Eurotatoria; Adinetida; Adinetidae
Source: the annotation of a GenBank genome assembly